AACAGCAUUUUAGAAUGCCAAAAAUGAUCGUGGAAAAAAAAGAAAAGAAGGCAGAAAAAAGAAAAAAGCUGAAGGAAGAUGUGGCCCAAAAGGACGAGCUGGAAUUGGAAACCAAACCAAAGAAGAAGAAGAAGCAAAAGCUGCUACAAAAGAAGAGGAAGAGCUUAUUGCAGAGGAAGAGGAAGAACUUACUCCAGAGGAGAAGAGGAAACUGGAAAGAAAACUAAAAAAAGAGCGCAAGAAGAAAGAGAAACAGCUGAUGAGGGAAGCUGGAAUCCCCAUAAAGAAGGUGGAGCCCAAAAAGCCAUCGGGAUGUGAGCGAGCUCUGGCCUAUUUAACCAGCUGGUCUAAAAACCCAGAAGAAUGGAAGUUUCAGAAGACAAGACAGACAUGGCUUCUCCUGCACAUGUAUGAUAAAGAGAAGGUUCCAGACAAGUAUUUCACCAUUUUACUGGAUUAUCUGCAAGGGCUUCAGGGCAAUGCACGAGACAAAACUGUGCAGAAAGCUGAAGCUUUUAUGAAGGAAUUUGAUGGUUCUGAUGGAGAAGACCCAAACCUGCUGGGGAAGUGUGAGCGCAUCAGACAAGUUCUACAACUGCUGUCCUGAGAGUAUUUCUGUGUCAUAAUUGUUUGGUGGAGGGAAGGACAGCAUGUCACAUACAGAGGCUGUAGAGGAUUUGUAAAGAUAAUGCUAAAUUUUAUACUCGUAAUUUUUUCCAAUUGAAAAUAUUUAUCAUGUUUUGAGGUGAUGAAAUAAAAAUAACAUAUAUAGCCCAUAGUAUUGCUAUUAAUCUUAUUUCACCUCUUUAGAAGAAUAAACAUCUCUUCCUCUCAUUAGUUUUUCUACAUCUCCCCCUCUAAUUACUGUUAAAUAUGAGGAACAUUGCAGCUCUUAAUAUGAAGAGCAAAGGAACCAACAUAAAGCCUGGAGGGUCUUUUACAAUGGCAGCUUUUAAAAUGAGUGUACAGUAGAGUGCAUGCUCAGCCAGCUGUAAUCUCUCACUUUCAGCUUCAGAAGGAUGCCACUUGGAUUUGGGAACGAUCAUUUUCAGUCUGUUGAACACAGGUUGUAUAACACAGUUGCUUAUUAGUACUUCACACGGUGAUCUGGAGAUGCCAUCAGCUCUGUUGGUUUUCUUUUUAUAUUUUAAAGUUUUUAAAUGCAUUAGGACAAUUGUUUAGAUACUCAGAUAAUGCACAGAUGGGAACAGAUCAAAUCCUUGACUAUAUGUGGUGAAAUCAUCACAUUGUAGCUAAAAUUAGCCUACAAUCAGAAGUGCUGUGCUGUAUCCAGCCUGCCAAUAUUGCAUUUUCCUCUUCCUCUUGCAACUGGCAUCCAAAAGAGUUAAUUCAUGUUCAUUCCUUUUGGCAGGGGACAUUUGUGUCAUGAAUGUGCUGAAAGUGAGGCUUUCAAGUAAAAACCAAGGACAUUAAUUACUCAAAGUUGGAUGAUUGGCUUAUUUAAUAACACUGGUAUUCAGACAGAGUUCUUGACCUGAUUCUUUAAUGUUUCUGCAAACAUUGUUCAUACUUUAUUAAUAACAACUAUAUGAAAUGUGUGGUGGUGUAGAAGAGUGGCUGUCUUUGGGAAUUACAGCUUUAAUUUGGGUGGGUGAAGGAGGGGAGGAUCUGUGGAUAUGCAGGCCUGAUUUUCCAAUAAGAAGCAUUUGAGUGGAUUUGACAGCUUUCAUCGUCAUGGCUUAGUACAAAUCUUUGAAAGUAUGAAAUGUAUUACUAAUAACAAAUAACUUAUGCUUUCUGACUUACUGAGAAGGAUGUUUUCAGCCAAAAAAGACUAGAAACCAGCAUGCCCUCCUCUAAAAGAAUAACUGGGAUGGAGUUUGGCACAAGAAGGGGCAGAAUUGAGCGGCAGUGUCCAGGUUCUUCAUUGAGCUGCUGACAGUGCCUUCAGGGCACAGCUGGAUGAAGGCUGCAGAGGAGACAGAGCCAAAGCCUUUCUGAGCUGUAUAGCACUGAUCUUCCAGUGAGAAACCUGGUGAAAAGGAUCUGUAAUAAAAAGAAGUGAUCCUGACAUUUAGUGAACUCAUAAAGAUCAUUUGGGUCAUAUAUUUUACAUGAGAAUGCGCAGCUGGGAAAAGCUGCUGUCCCUCCAAGCAGAAGCUGAUAUUUGUUUCUUUCCAUGAGGGAAAAUAGGAAUUUUUCAGGAAUGAAGUUUUCAAAGUGUCUUUCUGUGAGUUUAUCAUUGCAUGUUAGAUGUCAGAGAAGAAUUUUUGUUCUCCCUCAAGACAUUUGAACAUCACCACUUUGAUUUCUCUGGCACACAAAAAUGUGAGUCCUCAUUGUGCACUCAAUAUACCUCCUAGCUUAGAAGCACAAGCACAUUGCAACUGCACUUUGGAAAAGAAUUGUAAAAAAGAUGAUGAAGGUAAGAUCUGGGCAAAAAUAAGGGAGCAUUUUAUGAUUACAUAUUUGGCAAGAUUUGCCUUUCCUGGACCUUAGUUCUGACCAUGUGCAAAUGCUGACAAAUCUGUAAGAAGAGAAGCUUUGUAGAUCAAGAAUGUCAUGUUUCAUUUUGUAUGAAAUAAUAUUAAAAGCACACAAGGCCUGUCAAUCUGGAGGCCAUGUGAACAGUAGUAUUUGCAAAAAAAACAGUUAGAGCCUCUCACCAGCACAAUAAUGGACCUCUGGGUGUAGAUCCUGCUCUGUUCUCUUCUUCCUUGGCUGCAAUUCCAGCUUUCCCUUCAGUCCCACUGAUUGCUGGGGGAAGGUCACGGUCCUGGGGCUCUGCUUCUUGCAGUUAUGGAAAAUUCAGAAGCUACAGUUGAAGGUAAUUGUUGCUGUGGUUGUGUUUGGCGGAGAAAGCAAAGCAUGGUGCUUCCUGCCACGUGCCUUUUGCUGUAGGUACUGUCCAGUGGUCAGAGGGGUCUUGAAUUGGGUAAAAGAUUUGUGAAACUGCUGCUUGGUGGUGCUGUGUCUUGCAUAUCAGAGCUCAAUAUGAAAUGAAAGAGUUGUCUAAUAUUUGAUGUUGUAGUGCAAAUAGAAAAGGACACUUUAAUUGCAUUUCCUUUUUUUUUUACUUUGCACCUUUUCUUCAAGAAUCUUCAGCCAUUUGUUUUGGCAAACAAGUCAUCUUCACAGCAGCCAGGAAAUGCAAGAGCACUCAUUUUUGGGAGAUCUGUAUUGCUAGAUCUGUCUAAAAGACAAGAUUGUGAGGACCCAGAGAGUUUAUCCCACAAACUGCCAAUGCUGUAGUGCCUCUGGCAAGCACAUCUUGCCUUGUCCAUGUGCUGUCCACCUCACCAGCCUCUGCUUCCUGCUCAGCCUGGCAUUUUCAUCCCUGGAUUUACAUUAUGUGAUGAAUAAGUCUAGAAAAAUCUCCUCCAUUGUGCAUUUUAAAUUAUUUAUCUUAAAUUAUUAAGUGUGUAGUCAGUUCCUGAAUUCCUGUAGCUGGUUGGAGCUGUGUGGGAAGAUGUCAUCUGGCACUUUAUUCCCUUUUUGUCACUUGGUCAUAUACAGUUUUCAAAUCUCUGUGCUUGUUUCUUAAGCAAUCAGAUGGGCACAGAUAGAACAAAAUCGUGUCUUUGUCUCUGUUUGAAUCAAUCUGCUGUGUUAAUAAAAAUUGCAUCCCAGGCUAGAAGUAGCAGUGUGUACAGAAUGACAAAUUACAUCUUCAUCUGCCUGCACUAAUCGCCUUCUAGUCGAGUUAAUCUGCAUUGUGUGGCUAGCAGAAUGCAUGUCCUAAGAGAAUGCUGAAGUCAGGACUUCCAGGCAAAAUAAAGGAACACUAAUUACUUAGAAUUGCUUAAAGCUGGAACUGUGCCUCUAAUGGAAGCACUAAUUACUCAAAAUUUGACAGUGGAAGAAUUUCCCUUUAAUUUGGCUGAUCCUGCUAUGGGUUGUGUAUCUAUUUGGUUCUCCACUGUCUGCCCACAAUUUUAAUUUGUUAUCACCAUUGUAAAAUUACUGUGUAAAUGAAUUGUGUUUGUAUUUGGAAAGGGCAUCUUGGACUUGUUGAAUGCGUAGUCUAUUUCCUUAUUUCCUGUCACUGGAAAAUUGCUCUGCUGUGUUUCUCUUCAUUUUAAAGCAAGGUGAUUAUUGACUCAUCUCCCAUUAUUUCAAAUAGCUUAGAAAUGUACAUCUUUGGUUUGAGCUUGGGGGUUUUGGUUUUUUUUGUGGGUUUUUCUAAAUUUUGCCAUUGAGUAAGGCAAAGUAAAAAACAUUAAAAUCUACUCCCAUUUCUGCAAAUCAGUGUCAAAAACAGCAAUCCUAAAAGAGAUUUAAGUUGCAAAAUCAAGCACUCAGAAAAUUAGAAAACAUAAGAAUGGAAAAUGUCUGUGUAAUUUAAAUUUUACUCUUCCAUGCAUAUAUGAUAGGAUGGAACUUCUUAGUUAUGUCAUCAAGGCUGUGUUUUCCUUUGGGUGCAACUGGUAAGUUAUUUAUUCAGUGUUUUCCUUGCAGCUCUGCUGCUCUUCCCAUUUUCAAAAGGUAGGUCUACAAAGCAGUCCCAAAGCCAGAGAAGUAACUUUGCAGUCGGGCUUUGAUCCUGCACAGAAAUAAGUAGGAACUUUCCUUUGGUGUAGGAACUAGUCAUAGAUGUUUCAUCACAAAUGUUCCCUUUAAAACAUGUUUUAAUGUUCUGAUUCAUUUACAGUCAAAAUACCGAAUUGAUGUUACUUAAUUUAAAUCCAUUUUUGUUGACAUAAAACUUUCCAGUGGCUUA
This is a messenger RNA of Zonotrichia albicollis (white-throated sparrow), 4681 nucleotides long. Lineage: Eukaryota; Metazoa; Chordata; Aves; Passeriformes; Passerellidae. The record is from RefSeq and is a predicted model, not a curated record.